Molecule: messenger RNA, 2971 nt
Organism: Protobothrops mucrosquamatus (brown spotted pit viper)
Lineage: Eukaryota; Metazoa; Chordata; Lepidosauria; Squamata; Viperidae
Product: FAD-dependent oxidoreductase domain-containing protein 2-like
Exons: 6
Coding region: 181-1374 (397 amino acids)
Source: RefSeq, a predicted model, not a curated record
UAUAAUAAUUUGAAGUAAAACAAAAGUAAUGUUUUCUCCAUCAAAAUACUAAAACUAAUGUAAAACAUAAUAGCAACACAGGAAGUUGCUUCAUACCUAGCCAGAGUGCUUCUACAUUUAAUCUAGAAUUGUUACAAUGAGUGGUAGCCAUUUUUCUAAAUAUGGCAUGUAAAGUAACACAUGACAUCCCACCUAUUGUUUCUUUCCUUCUUUCUUAGAGCAAUAAACAAUGGGCUCUUGGAUACGUAUCAGUUGAAGUCUUUGGAUGGACUUAUAGAAGGUGAUCUAGCAGACUUAGUUCUCAUCAAAGACAGAAAAGGAAAGCUGCGUAUCACCCUCCGGUUCUACUUGGAGAACAGCAAUAGCAGUGACCCAGAAUCUGUCACUCUUCCACAGGACGAAUUAGACAACUUUGCCACUCGUGCACCUUAUGACCGUGCCAUUCGCUGCCUGGGUUGGAAGUUUGACUUUUCCAUAUUCAACAAGUCUGUUGGUUUGAUGCAUGGCAAAGGCAGUAAGAAGAAGUAUCCUUUGAUCAAGCCCAGCUAUGAAGCCAAAGCUACUCGAGGUCUUUUUCUUCUCGGAACUGCAAGCCAUUCAGUAGAUUUUAGGAAAUCUGCUGGCGGUUUUAUUCAUGGCUUCCGAUACACAGCCCGUGCAGUUCAUCGCUUACUAGAAGUCCGUCACCACAAAGUGCCCUGGAAUGCUACAAAAUUUGAAUACCUGGAGGAGUAUCCAAUUGGAGUCCUACAAGACCUGGAGUGGCGCACGGGAAGAAAAAUACAGGAUGGACUUUUUGUUAUCAUGAUGGAGUAUGGAAAAAACUUCUCUGGUCCUGACAAGGAUGUCUUCUACUAUAACCGUGCAGUAGGAGAGCCAGAGCAUGCUUGGCAGUCUAACUUCCUGCAUCCUGUAAUUUAUUAUUAUAAGCAACUUCCCACUGAACGUGAAAUGAGACUGUGCCCACCAGAUUGGCCCUUGCCUCGCCCAGACGCAAUCCAUCACAUUGUGGAAGAUUUCCUGACUGACUGGACUGCUCCAAACGCACAUGUCCUCCCACUGAGACGUUUCUUGGAGAAUUGCCUUGAAACUGAUUUACGCAGAUUCUAUGCAGACUCCUGCUUUCUGUUUGCCUUCACUCACUUGAGGCUGCCUCCCUCCUGCCAGCAAGGGUACAUGAGAAGGCAAGGGCUUGUGGGAAGUGAAAAGCUUCAGCAUCAGAGAGUAGCAGCAGAGCUGGUUGAACAUGCAGCUAUGAAGUCUCAAGAUGAACGAGAGAAUGGCGCUAUGCAAUCCCACAACCAGCUGCUAAAAAGUUCAAAGAUAUCCAGUCAUCAGCUGCAACAUCUUAGAAGCACCAAGGAUGAACUUUAGCCUGCACCCAACUAUUUCGAAAUUCACACGUGCUAUAGACACAAUACCAUGGCAAAGAUCUGCAGAGGAGUUCCAGCAUCUGCUCAGGUUCCUAACCAUUCCUAGAUGAGGACCGUAUCUCAUCUGUACCAUAUUCUUGCACAAACCUGCAGAUCUUUAUGAACAUGAACGUAUACAUUCCUUGGUAGGAUUGAACAGAUGAUAUUUUAAUGGAUGGUGUUAGCCUCUAGAGGUGGGAAAUAUUAUGCGUUGUAAAGAACAGAGAACAGUGACAUCUCCAGGCCAGUAAGAGUGAAUAGCUGAGUCCUUUUAUACCAGGUUUUCAAGAUGCACUGUUACUAUAGUCAUUAGUGUGUUCUGUAGAACUGGCAUGCUUGAAUGCCAGCCUGUUUAUUUCAAGACAAAAUGUUCUUGCAUGUUAACCAGAGUAUUUCUUCUGUUUGCACUAUGCCCCACUUAAUUUAGUUUAAUCAUCUGUUUCCUAUUUUAUGUAUUUUUCAUAUUUUUUAAGGUAAGAGUAGGUUAGGAAUACUGUUUGCACUUUUUUGCACCUUUACCUCUAGUGCAUUGAUUACUCUGACUUUUAUUGAGUUGUAUGUAGCAAGCUAGAAAUAAUCAAAGCUUAUUUCGUAUUUAUUUCUUCUAGUUGUUUGGCAGAUAAAAUGAAUGACAUUCAUACAUUUUCUUCUUCUGUCUCACCAGAGUCCAUAACAGAAGUGCCCAGAGCACAGGUGGCAAGCAAAGCACACAUCCUGCACAUAAAAGAUCCCUGCUUUGAUUCCUGGCACACACUGUCUCAAUAUGAUGCCCUCCAGAUUCAUGGACUACAUUUCCCAAAAUUCUCAGCCAGACAUUGUCAUGGCUAAAAAUUAAGGAAAGAAAAAAUCUAGCAAAUCUGAAAGCUAGCUGCUUCGGGAAGGCUAUACUAACACUACCAAAUUAAACAAGAAGGACCAAAGUUUUGGGAUAGUUCUACAGUUUGUUGGUUAGAGAUGAGAGUUGCAUUCCAACAUAUUUGGAAACAUAAAAUUAGAGGAUAGAUAGUACUGAGUUAGAUAUGCCAAUGGUAUUCUUGAACACAAACUAGGAUUAUGCAAAAGUGAUAUUUGAUAUCGCUUCUACUGGAUAUUUUUUAUUUGGUCACGUUAACAUAUGUGAAGAUCAUACUAUUCUAUAAUAUAGGAAAAUUUGUAUUCCUUUCUUACAAGCACACUAUCUAAAUCUUUAUAUUCUUUAAUUUUUGCAAUGAUACCAGAUAAUUCAUUAAUUUUGGGUUGCCUUUAUCUUUUCAAAUAGUCAUUUCUCUGUAUGUGUUUAACAAUACAUGUGGUUUAAAACCUGCUCCAGGGAAAUGAGAGUGGAAGAUAGUUGUUCAUAAUGUUAUGAACACUACCCCAAAUUGCCCGUCACUGGGAUUACAUAGUGUGGGAGAAGAAACUAUGUUACUAAGCUAGAAACUAGCAUAACCCUCAUUUGAUGACACUGAUUCAUACCAAGCUACCUCCAUUAUUCUACCAUAUUAUAUCUGUCUUUAUUCUUGCCUGUUCUUAUUGUCCAGAUAUUGUUGCUGUUUCCUAAAUAUGCAUGAUCAGUACAG